UUUUAUCUCGUGACAAGUCUCGGAAAUAUUUUAGUAAUUCGCGCCUUAUUCAAAGCUUCAUCAAUAACAGCCAACGUCAAGAAGCUGUUCCUUAGUCUGGCUUUCUCUGAUCUUGGGGUGGGAUUGGUGUCGCAGCUAAUGGCCGGCAUUAUUUAUGCAGUGAUACUGAACACAGCAUCAAAAGAAGACUACAACUUAACGCCACUUUGUUCAACAGUUAUAAAUUUGAACUGUUCUCUCUUCUUUUUCCUCUGCGCUGCAUCUCUCCUAAUUCUCACGACCAUUGCAUGCGACAGACUUCUCGCUGUUUCGCUCCAUCUGCGAUAUCAAGAGCUUGUGACGUCCAAACGUGUCACUAUAGUAGUGAUAUCCAUAUGGUUAACAAGUUGUAUCACUGCCUUGAUAUACAUUUUCCUUUCGAAAAGCAAUGAAAUGGUAGCUGCAGUUAUUUUACUGGUCUGGUAGGGUACGUUUUGACAACAGUGGCCUAUCUUCGUAUUUACAAAGUCGUCAAAUAUCACCAGAAUCAGAUAUACGGUCAAAAUCAGCUUCAAAAUGCAAAAACAGGGCAGGAACUCAGACAAAGGAAGUCCGCUUAUAAUGCUUUAUUUGUCUAUUUUGGUUUUCUAGUUUGUUUGUUAUUCCUUUUUUGCCUUCUACAAUAUUGUACUCGACUAAUACUUCUGAAAUUUCGUUUCGUUUCUCAUAGCCAAAUAUGCGUCGUUCUUUUUUAAUUUACCUGAAUUCAUCAUAAAAUAUUAUUGUUUAUUGCUGGCAGUAUCGAGAGAUACGCCAAAUUGUAAAAAGCACAAUCAAGAAAAUACUUCGUUUGGACGAGAAUAUGACGUGAGGAUGCGACGUUCUACAAGACGAAAUUUGCAGAGAACGCGCAAUUGUAGAAGGAAACUGGGACGAGUUAANUAUCUAUAUGGUUAACAAGUUUUAUCACUGCCUUGAUAUACAUUUUCCUUCCGAAAAGCAAUCAAAUGGUAGCUUCAGUUAUUUUACUGGUAGGGUAUUUUCUGACAACAGUGACAUAUGUUCGUAUUUACAAAGUCGUCAAAUAUCACCAGAAUCAGAUAUACAGUCAAAAUCAGCUUCAAAAUGCAAAAACAAGGGAGGCACUCAGACAAAGGAAGUCCGCUUAUAAUGCUUUAUUUGUCUAUUUUGUUUUUCUAGUUUGUUAUCUUCCUUUUUUGCCUUCUGUAAUAUUGUACUUCAUUAAUACUUCUGAAAUUUCGUUUUUCAUAGCCAAAUUUUCGUCGUUAUUUUUAAUUUACCUGAAUUCAUCAUUAAAUCCAAUUGUUUAUUGCUGGCGGUACCGAGAGAUUCGCCAAAUUGUAAAAAGCACAAUGAAGAAAAUACUUCGUUUAGACGAGAAUAUGACGUGA
This is a messenger RNA of Porites evermanni, 1391 nucleotides long. Lineage: Eukaryota; Metazoa; Cnidaria; Anthozoa; Scleractinia; Poritidae. The record is from the annotation of a GenBank genome assembly.